This is a messenger RNA of Poecile atricapillus (Black-capped chickadee), 2383 nucleotides long. It is a transcript of the gene CFAP99, whose product is annotated as cilia and flagella associated protein 99. The record is from RefSeq and is a predicted model, not a curated record. Lineage: Eukaryota; Metazoa; Chordata; Aves; Passeriformes; Paridae. The coding region runs from base 287 to 2383 and encodes 698 amino acids. The transcript is spliced from 16 exons.
CCGGCGGGUCACCGACCGCUGGCUGCUCGUGAGCGGAAACACGGGGGGUGCGAGGAACUAGCUCCUUGGCAACGGCAGCAAACAACUGCCGCCAUCUUGUUUUCGCGCUCGUGUAGUUCCGGGUUCCCGGUCGCGCCGUUUCUCAACACUGGGGCGGGCUCGCAGCAGGACUACAGCUCCCAGCAGCCCUCGCGCUUCCUGGCAACGGCGCGCGCGGGGUCUCUGCGGGUUGAGGGACCGCCCCGGGACACGGACGGCACGCGGCCGGGACACGGCAGGGAACGGGAUGCGGAGCACCGGGAACAGCCGGGAACGGGAGCGGGAGCGGCAGGGACAGCCGGGGACGGGACCGGGAGCAGCGGUGCAAGGCAGAUGUGGCCGAUUCUCCAUGGAGAAGAUGGUCAGCCAUAGAGAACUUAUUGCACUAAUAGUGCAACAGCUUGACAAGUUUAAUCCUGAAAAUCAGAAUGUGGAGGAUUUCUUGAAUGAAUCAGCUAUGAUGUUGCAGACUCUUAAUGUAACAGAAGAAAAAUUUGUAUUGGAUACAAUAGCAGGAUGCACAGAAUAUAAAUCCAUAUUGGAUGUGGUUGUCAAUGCCUUUUAUGUUCAGGAUGGGAGAUACUGCCCAAUUUCUGAGCGUAAUCUUUAUAUAGUUAUCUGCUAUCUAGCUACUUUUCAACUAGAAGAGAUUGGUCUUCAGCACUUCAGCAGAAUUGUGAAAUCCUUGGACACUGCAAAAAUGCAACAGUUUCUUAGAUUCUUCUUCAAUGACUUGUAUCUGAACACAUGGAUAAAAGAUGAAUGGAGCCACUUCUACGAUUCAGUGUAUGUCAAAGAGAACUGGAUUGAUCCAUUGCUAAGGUGGCAGCCGAAAGUGCAGCAACUGAUUGAAAAGCUCACAGAUAAAUUAAAUAAUCGAACCACCAUUCUCAAGACUUCAAGAGUCACUCAGCCAGAGGAAUUUAAUUUGACUGUACCCAAGCCACGUGCCAUUCCUCCACCUUCACCAGCACCUCUGCCAGUACUGCCAAAAAGACAACCUGUUCCUCCAAGCACCUAUAAGCCUCCAAAGGAAAGAAAGCAACUAGAGGAAAUCAAAACAAAAAAUAUCCAAAAAGCAAAAGAUCUGCUCCUGGAAGCAAAUACUAACCAGUUCCGUUGUGCAGCCAUCAAGCCUGAAAAGAGAGAGUUUGAACCGCAGAGCAUACAUGAGAGUAUGCAGAGUAAACCAGCAUUCAAGGCUCAAAGGAUCCAAAGCAAGAUUGACAAUAUACCCAUUAAAUUAAACACAGCAGCUAUUUUGAGGGAGGGUGCCCUCUACCAGCGGAAAUUGGAAGAGGAGCUCAAAAGAAUUGAAAAUUUGCAGCAAGGGGCUGGAGACCCAUCUGAAUUCCUGGAAUGGCAGAAACAGAUGCGUGGGAAAGAUUUGGAAGAACAGCUGGCUGAAAUAGAGUGUAGGAGGCUUCAAGGAAAACUGAGUUAUGAAGAGGCAGUUCUAGCCCAUCAGAAUGUAAUCCAAGAAAAUAAGAAGAAAGCUGAUCUAUUGAGAGAAGAGAAAGCAGAACUGAUGCACCUGUAUGCAGAGAAACGUCUACAGGAACAGAAAGAAAUGAAGGAGCUGGUGGAACAAGUCAUGGAAGGACACAAGAAUGUAAAGCAAGUAAAAGCAAAGAUCCAGGAAUACAAACAACAGAUAGUUCAGCAGGUUUGUGAAGAAAGUGGAGAACUUCUCCGGCAAGCUUUAGAAGAAAAGGAGGAAAAGGAUAGGAAAAGAUACGAACUAAUUCAACAAAUACGAGCUAUUGAGUCUAUACCUACCAUCAGACACAAGUUUGUUGAUUUAACAGAGACUGGUGGCCAUGGUUUAUUUGGUGAAAUGUCAAUAGUGGAACUACGUGAACGCCUUGCCCUACUCAAGGAAGCACAGAAGGCAGCAGAGGAAGAGAAGAGAGACCAGAUAAUUCAUGAAAAACAAGCUAAGGAACGACUUCUUCUAGACACACUGGACCAGAUUUCCCAAUUCAGAGCAGAACUUGGACGAGAAGCUGCUUUAAAGCAAGAAGAAAAGAAAAAGUUCCAGCCUGGUGAAAGGCCCAUGAAAGAUGAACGCAUUUUAAACCUGCAGAAGAAAAUUGUAGAAAAAACAAUGGAACGUAAAAAGCAAGCAGGACUCUUGAAGAUUAUUCCCCAGAAAACCAGAAUCGUGUCAAGCAAGGAUUCUUUGCAAUGGAACCAUUGGAAAGAACUGGAAGAGAGUCGGGAAAGACAUUUCAGAACCCUACAGCAUGGCUUCAUGGACAGAGAAGCAGUUCAGAAAAGAGAGCUCAUUGUGGCAGCAAGAAGUGGAGCCAAAGCCUGUGUACUGCGCUCUGAUCUAAAAUAA